This is a messenger RNA of Haemorhous mexicanus (house finch), 1135 nucleotides long. RefSeq names its product tafazzin, phospholipid-lysophospholipid transacylase (gene TAFAZZIN). The transcript has 10 exons. The record is from RefSeq and is a predicted model, not a curated record. Gene Ontology annotation, biological process: inner mitochondrial membrane organization; cardiolipin acyl-chain remodeling. Bases 16 to 888 code for a protein of 290 amino acids. Lineage: Eukaryota; Metazoa; Chordata; Aves; Passeriformes; Fringillidae. Gene Ontology annotation, molecular function: 1-acylglycerophosphocholine O-acyltransferase activity. Gene Ontology annotation, cellular component: mitochondrial membrane.
UGGUUGGUUUUGGGAAUGGGGCGUGGCUUUGGGCUCGUCUGUAAUUCCCGCCUUCCAGGAGAGCACGUUGAUUGGGUGAUCACGCAAAAGGGGCGUGGUGACCGCUUUUCUUUAUUGUUAUUCCAGAGCGCCCCGGGAUUGGCCGCUCCGCCCGGCGCCUCUCGUCUGCCCCGGGUCCUCCCCCCCCCGCCGAAUUUGCGACUACACAGCGGGGCGAGCGGGUACCUGAACCGGCUGCGGGUUCACAACGCCGAGGUGCUGCACGAGCUGGUGGAGAGGAGGGGGCCCGGGACCCCCCUGCUGACCUUGUCCAACCACGCCUCCUGCAUGGACGACCCCCACCUCUGGGGGUCUCUGAAGCUGCGACAUGUCUGGAACCUGCCCAGGAUGCGCUGGACCCCCACGGCCGCUGACAUUUGCUUCACACGGGAGCUGCACGCGCUCUUCUUCAGCCUGGGGCGCUGCGUGCCCGUGUGCCGCGGAGACGGCGUCUACCAGCGGGGAAUGGAUUUUAUACUGGAGAAGCUCAACCAGGGAGACUGGGUGCACGUGUUCCCCGAGGGUAAGGUGAACCUGGGCCAGGAAGUCGCUCGCUUCAAGUGGGGCAUCGGGCGGCUCCUGGCCGAGUGUCGCCGGGACCCCGUGAUCCUCCCGCUGUGGCACGGGGGGAUGAGCGAUGUCCUCCCCAACCAGCGACCCUACGUGCCCCGGGUGGGGCAGCACAUCACGGUGGUCGUGGGGCGCCCCUUCAGUGCCCGGCCCCUCCUGGAGCGGCUGCGCAGCGAGGGGACCCCCACGGUGGAGCUCCGCAAGGCUCUGACCGAUUUUGUCCAGCGGGAAUUCGAGGCUCUGCGGGGCCACGCCCGGACCCUGCACCCCACCCCAUAACUGGGGGUCUCCUCACCCCAUAACUGAGGGUUCUGCCCCAUAACUGGGGGGUUCUACCCCAUAACUUGGGGUUGUGCCCCAUAGCAAGGCCCUCCUGCCUCAUAAAAGGGGAUUUUACCCCAUAAUUGGGGGGUCCUGCCCCAUAGCAGGGGGUCCCUGGUGGAGACCCUGCCCCAUAGAGGGGGUUCUGCCCCCCCUCAAGCCCCCCAACUGUGCACGGUGCCAAUAAAAGAAGGUGGAACCUCAA